ACAGCAUGGUUGUAACUUCCGCCUGAGUUGGUUGGGCUUCCUCUGAGCGUGACGUGUAUCACGGAGGACACCCGUAUACUGUGGAUGAUGCUAAUAUGAAGUUAGCCCGUCCUGCUGCCGGAGAUAUCAAGUGAUCAGCUGUGUAGACAUCCACAAGCCAACGGUCUUCGGUCGGUGCUUCCGGAACAAUCAUGUCUGUGACGCUGUGUGGAGCACAGGGACGGGCUGGGAGAGAUGUUUUACGCGUCUUGGUUCCGCUCGCCGCCGCCGUGUUGUUGUUUUCGGUCGGAGUCGCUGCAGUUCCAGAGGAGCACAAAGCGGUCCCGGUGCAGGAGGUGCUCCCACAGGAGAAAGCACCAAGUCCUCAUCCAGUGGGCCCAGUAGUUUCAGAGAAUGACCCCACCAAAGGAAACAUGGGUUUCAUUCAUGCCUUCGCAGCCUCUCUCUCCGUCAUCAUCGUCUCAGAGUUGGGAGACAAGACAUUUUUCAUCGCAGCCAUCAUGGCCAUGCGCUACAACCGUCUCACCGUGUUGACAGGCGCCAUUCUGGCUCUGGGAAUCAUGACUUGUCUCUCUGUGCUGUUUGGUUAUGCCACCACCAUCAUCCCUAGAAUCUACACAUACUAUGUAUCCACGGCUCUGUUUGCCAUCUUUGGUGUGCGCAUGCUGAGAGAGGGGCUGAAGAUGAGUCCAGAUGAGGGUCAGGAGGAGCUGGAGGAGGUGCAGGCAGAGAUCAAGAAGAAGGACGAGGAGCUUCAGCGAUCUAAACAGGUCAAUGGGACUGCAGAUGUGGAGGCUGGAUCGGGGAACACGCAGCCUCAGAGGAAGUGGCACAGCUUCAUCUCACCUGUCUUCCUCCAAGCCUUCACCCUCACCUUCCUCGCAGAGUGGGGGGACCGCUCCCAGCUGACCACUAUCAUUCUCGGAGCACGGGAGGAUCCUUUUGGAGUUGCUGUGGGUGGUACACUGGGACACUGUUUGUGUACAGGACUGGCUGUGAUAGGAGGGAGAAUGAUCGCCCAGAAAAUAUCUGUCAGAACAGUUACAAUCAUUGGAGGAAUAGUUUUUCUGGCGUUCGCCUUCUCUGCCCUUCUCAUCAAGCCAGAGUCUGGAUUUUGAUUGGACGAACAACUUUUCAGGUUCACUCUGUAUAUACGUGUAAACUUUGGUUCACUUGCUGUUGAGAGAUUGUGUGUGUGUGCGUGUGUGUGUCCAACAGACCUUGUGACAAGUUGAACAGGAAGCCAAAGUCCCCUCCUCCUUCCUUUAGACAAUUUCUGUUCCAGUAGAGCCUCUAACACUGAGUGCAAAGUUAGCAUUAAAUAAGAUUGUCUUCACCAAAACCUUUUGGGAGUCGCUGAAUACUUACAAAGCAGAAAGUCUAAAGUAGUGAGGAGAAACCAUUGAGUAACAGACGUCGGUGUGAGAGGAGAGAAGGACGUUCUGUGGCUUCCUGUUCCAGCUUUGUUCUCUUCACAAAGUGUGCGAGAGGAAGAAGCCCACUCGCUGCCCUCCGACCCGUCAGUUAGAGGUUAUGUGGCUCAGUCCGAACCCCACAUGCAGUACGUUUCUAACACUUAGCCAUCUCCUUUAGACAAUAAGUCCAUUUCAAAGUCAUUGCCUUUUUAUUUGUUUAUAAAUGUUGUAUGAUCCUUUUGUUUGUCUAACGUGAGCCCAGAUGCUGGUGUUUAUUCCACCUUCCUCUCUGGGAGACACUUUUUAAUAGAAUCUACUAUAACUCCCCAAGAAGUGCGAUAUAAUUUAAAUUGAGACGGAGACAUCAUUGAAAUAUUUCCGAGUUAUUCCCUUUGGCUGCUGAUACAAUGAGCAGUUGUUUUAGAGAGACAGGGUCCUGAACAACUACAAUACCUCUACGUUCGGGUGUCGCCAUACCUUACAGUAGAUAGUAUCUAGAGCUACAGCACAGCUCCUCUUCAAAAAGCUGAUCACCCAGUGGUGAUAUUGAUCGGGGGGGGUUUCAUUAUGGUCCACACCUGGUAUCAACAUCUGUCCUGAAUGUGUCUCCUGAGAUCACAUGUGGCAGGUUGGAGGACGUCAGCUGAGUAGGCGGUCCUUCAAAUGUGGCCCAGGACAGAUCUGUGUUCACAAUGUGAAGAGACUAGGCCACAUGUGUCUCUGUCCACCUCAGAAUGUGUUUUCUCUGAUCGAUCCUCAGGACACAUUACUGAAGACACAUUGGGGUGCGUUCACACAUGAACUUCACGCUGAACACUUGGGAUUAGACCAUUCAGGACAGAUCAGUUAUCAACAGCGUAAAGAGUACAGAUCAUGUUGAUGAUCGGUCAUUUUCAGAAACAACUCGGUGCUUUAGUCGUGAAGGGGCCUGAAUCACGAAAGAUGCUUUUAAACAUGGACUAAACUCCUGAUUAUCUCCUGACAUCUGUAUGUAAGAGCACAAAUGUCUGAGUGAGAGGCUCCUGACUUUCUCUAGGAGUUUAUUCUCCGGAUAAUGUCUGAGUGAGCCCAUGUGAGACUGUAAGAACACCUGAACGCUCCACAGAUCACUGUGUUGCUCGUGAGUGACAGGAACACUUUGUGUAAAGUCUGGACCCAGCAGUGCAGACAUACUCCAGAGUUCUUCUCCGAGAACAAUUAGUCAAGGAUAGAAUGUAAUCAUGACACAAUAACCACCAUGUCAUUUGUACAAUUUGUUUACCCUCUUCAGCCAUAAGCAGCUGUGUUGUAGCUACAGCGACACCUCAACCAGCAAUGUAAGAAAUCCCUGUGUUUCCCUUUUAUUUAAAAUGCUCUGUAUUUAUUUAGCCUCAUUUUCUUUUAGCGUACGUACUGUAGACAGAGAACAGGGUGGGUAAGAGGUCAAAAGAAACAAGGGAUGGAACUAUUUUUUUAACUGAACAGGCCGAAGCUGUGUUGUCAAUAUUUGACAGACUGUGCCCGGCUGUGUAAUCCGUCUGUUUGUGGGACAGGUUGGUUGAAAUCUGAAUAUUUCUCUCAAUAAAAUGUUUCAUGUGUGUCUUCUUUCUAAA
Messenger RNA from Pleuronectes platessa (European plaice), 3007 nucleotides. It is a transcript of the gene tmem165, whose product is annotated as transmembrane protein 165. Lineage: Eukaryota; Metazoa; Chordata; Actinopteri; Pleuronectiformes; Pleuronectidae. Gene Ontology annotation, cellular component: Golgi apparatus. The coding region runs from base 192 to 1118 and encodes 308 amino acids. The transcript has 6 exons. The record is from RefSeq and is a predicted model, not a curated record. Gene Ontology annotation, molecular function: manganese ion transmembrane transporter activity; calcium ion transmembrane transporter activity. Gene Ontology annotation, biological process: calcium ion transmembrane transport; manganese ion transmembrane transport; Golgi calcium ion transport.